UCCCGGAGUUUGGGAAUGUUUCACGUCAAAAAUUGUUAUUCAAUGCCAAAAUGAAUUGGGAAUAGAAUUUUAAAGUGUCAUUUAAAUUUUGCGCAAAAAAACAUGAUUAUAAGGUUUCUUCAAAACGCUAGCUAAUGAAUGGAAUUUGUUUUGGGAAGUUUAGCUGGAACAGCUGCCGGAAUAUUUACCAAUCCGUUAGAAGUUGUGAAAACAAGAAUGCAAUUACAAGGCGAACUAAAAGAAAGAGGAAAGCACGCCAAGAUUUACAAAAACACAAUACAAGCAGCUCAUCAUAUAGCACAUGAAGAAGGCAUUUUGGCCUUACAAAGAGGUCUUGUACCUUUUAUUGGUUGGCAAAUUGUUGCAAAUGGUUUGAGACUAGGAUCGUUCGAUUUGAUUCAAGCAUCAGGGUACAUGUCAAAUGAAGAAGGAAAACUCAUAUUUCAUAGAACCCUGCUAAUAAGUGGUCUUUGUGGUGGCUUCGCAGGUUUUUGGGCAAGUCCGUUUUUCUUGAUUAAAACACAUAUGCAAGCAGAAUCUUCGGUGUCCCAUUCAGAUUCUCGUCGACAAUAUUCAAGUACCUUAGAUGCCUUCAGGACAAUUCAUAAAAAAGAUGGAAUAAGAGGAUGGUUCAGGGGCAGCCUAACAUGUAUGUUCAGAACGGCAAGUGGCUCUAGCUCGCAAUUAUCAGCAUUUGUGCUUGCCAAGGAAUAUAUGAGAGAAAAUGGUCUCCUACAAAAUUCCCUAUUUUGGCAAAGUUUAGUAGGUAGUUUGAUUGGAGGCAUUGCUAUUUCUAUAACCAUGGCUCCAUCAGAAUUGAUUUUGACUAGACUCUACAAUCAAGAAACCGACGCCACUGGCAGAGGCCUGCUUUAUAAAAACUCCUUUGAUUGUGUUAAAAAGAUCAUGCAAACCGAAGGAAUACCUGGCUUCUUCAAGGGUAUGGAGGCUACUUUUAUCAGAAUGGGGCCUCACACUAUACUGAGUUUGAUAUUUUGGGAUAUAUUUCAUCAAACUUAUGAAAGUUUUCAAGAAGAAAGGAGACGAAGGAAUAGAUGAUAUUUAUUCAGGAAUAUUGCUAUCAGUAUCUUAUAAGAUUACAAUAUCAAGAUUACUUUCAGAGAGUAUUAUCAAUACUUCAAUCAUCCGGGUUGGUUGUAAAUAUUUAAUAAAUCAUAAAAUGGU
This is a messenger RNA of Harmonia axyridis, 1185 nucleotides long. Its product is annotated as solute carrier family 25 member 35-like. The record is from RefSeq and is a predicted model, not a curated record. The coding region runs from base 139 to 1059 and encodes 306 amino acids. NCBI's taxonomy places the organism in Eukaryota, Metazoa, Arthropoda, Insecta, Coleoptera, Coccinellidae. The transcript is spliced from 4 exons.